Molecule: messenger RNA, 1845 nt
Organism: Daldinia decipiens
Lineage: Eukaryota; Fungi; Ascomycota; Sordariomycetes; Xylariales; Hypoxylaceae
Exons: 4
Coding region: 150-1571 (473 amino acids)
Molecular function (GO): oxidoreductase activity
Source: RefSeq, a predicted model, not a curated record
AGACAAUGGUAUAUAUACAAAGAGAUGACUGGCUUUCGGCCAGCAUUAGAAAACUUUAACAAAUCAACAUCGUUCCCAACAUCAAUACCAGAGCUUCUCUUAGUUAAGUGAUAUCAAUAUACUGCCUAGCCAGGUAGACAAGACUUAUCAUGGUGACUACAAACAACAAUACGAAAAGCAAUAAUUAUGGCUGGCGAAAAUGUUGGGGUGUCAAAAUCAACUGGACACCAAAGCAUCUCACAGCAGACGAUUUAAACCCCUUGAUACAUACAUACGACACUGUUUCUACAGAGGCCAUCGAGAGGUUAAACGAGAUCUGGUCCUUGUCUUGCAAAACAAAGCCUUCUGAGAACGAAGAUAGUACACCAAGAAAAAAGAAAGCCAGACGGGAUCUCUAUGAACUCCUUCAAGAGCACGCUUUUACCGAUGAAAAAAUUGGCAGACUAUGGGAUGAGAUCAAUACCGUUCCAGAUUGGGUCGACUGGAAGCAGAUAGAAAGGGGACAGAAGGUGUUUUACCGCUACGGAGGGCCAGCCAUAACGACCUUAACAUUCCUAUCUCUGCUAGGCGGAAUGGCGAGCGGGCGAACCGUCGAGACUCUCGACCGCACUGGAGGGUUCGGUGUAGACGUUGUCAGACGGCGCCUGCUAGAAACCACACAGCAUACUCUACAUGUAACCCACAACAUAGAAUCUAUAAAACCGGGCGGUGAUGGUUUUGCAGAUUCGGUUAGAGUCCGACUGCUCCACGCGGCGGUACGCCGGCGUAUUAUGCAGAUGGCUCAGAAGGAGCCUAGGUACUACGACAUGAAGACAUAUGGCGUACCGAUUAACGAUCUCGACUGCAUCGGCACUAUCAAUACCUUUUCCGCAACCCUGAUAUGGAUGGGCCUUCCACGACAAGGCAUAUGGCUGCGGAAACAGGAAAUUGCCGAUUACCUCGCGCUCUGGCGAUACGUGGCUUAUCUCAUGGGCACGCCUCACGACUGGAUGUCUACGCCAGAGUCGGCGCGGCGCAUGAUGGAGUCGCUGUUGGUGGCAGAGAUCAAGCCCAGCAAGGCGUCUGCAAACCUCGCCAACAACAUCAUCUCCGGGCUUCAGGACCAACCGCCGACGUAUGCCCCGAGGGAAUUCCUGUGUGCCCAGACGUACUGGCUCAACGGACGGGAGCUGUCAAAGGAGUUAGGGGUUGAGGAACCGAGUCUGUACUACACCGCCCUCGUGGUUGGGCAGUGCAUUCUCUUUGCAACGCUUAGUUAUGUCAACCGAAGUAUUAGCUAUCUAGACGAACGGAACAUUAAGCUAGUCCGUAUGGCUCUGUACCAAGUACUACUACAGAACAAGACCAAAGGUGCGCUGGGCUACACGACUAAGUUUAACUUCAAGUACAUGCCCUCAUUCAACCGGACGACAACGGUGCGUGGUCCGGCGCCGGCGCAAGAGGGAAGGCUGAGGGUUCCGGGAAGAGUCGAACGAGCGGCGCUGAUCUCGCUACUUAUUUCCGCUGCCGUCGUCUAUAUUGUUUCUUCGUGGUGUUAUGCUAAAGUUGUGAGAUGGGUGGAUACUUAUUAGAUGAGAGGCACUUCGCUAACUGGUAAGGUAAGCUGCGUAUAGAUACGGGAUAACAAGCACCCCUAUUCCUCUAAAUAUCCUUCUGGCGUGGCGUCGCCCUUUAGGCAUUUUGUGUGUUGUCGGGUCAACCUUGCGGUCAUCGGCUUUGGUUCGGGAUUUCACCGACUUGAAGGAUUCAGUGCGAAAUGAGAAAUACUUGUUGCAAAUUAUAUUCGAAUCCUACGGGUAGAAGCGUAAGAGCUCGUGAGGUUGCAUAGUCUGUUUACGAAAGUAA